AUGGAUCAAAGUAUACAACGUGCUCUGAAUGAUAAGCUUUACGACAAACGGAAAGUCGGCGCGUUAGAUCUUGAACGGGUGAUUCGAGAUCUUACGGCAGCCAAGGAGUUUGAUAGAAUCAAAAAAAUCAUCCAACAACUGUGUAACGAUUAUGCUUAUGCCGUUCAUCAGCCACAUGCCAGGAAUGGUGGUCUCAUUGGUCUGGCUGCUGCUGCUAUUGCAUUAGGCCCGGACCUUGCAAGAUAUCUUGACGAAAUCGUGCCACCAGUUCUUGCCUGCUUCACAGAUCAAGAUGCUCGACUAGGAGCAGAUUCGGAACUCUCUGUCAAAAAUGGUGCAGAACUUUUAGAUCGUUUGAUAAAAGAUAUAGUUUCCGAAUCUGCAGCUACCUACGUAUCUAUUCUUCAUACUUCUGAUGAUUCCACGUCUGAAUCUAAUAAAGAAACUCUUGAGGAUUCCGAAGAUCUUCCUACAGCCUUCUCCCUGGCCCGCUUCAUUCCCUUACUAAAAGAACGGAUCUACGUGAUAAAUCCAUUCACGCGAACUUUUCUCGUGGGAUGGAUAACUUUGUUAGAUUCUAUUCCAGACCUAGAACUUGUUUCUUUCCUUCCUGAAUUUCUUGGGGGGCUAUUUAAGUUCCUGAGUGAUCCGAAUCGUGAUGUUCACGUGGCUACUCAAGGUGCCAUUGAGAGAUUUCUUGGCGAAAUAAAGCGAAUAUCGCGCAUCAAGAAAGGAAUCGAAGAAAGUCGGAAAUCGCGCAGCGACACGAAACGGAAAAGGUCUGGCUCUAUGGACAGCGAAGGAUCGUUGGCACCAGACAUAGGCGCGGACGACGAUUCGGGUAUGGAUUUAGAUGACAAAGAUAUCAGCAGUGACGAUGACUGGGUUCCCGGUCAGGAUGUUCAUGUAAACCACAAAGAAAUCCUUGAGAUUCUUACCGCGAACUUGGAUACUCCAAUGGAAGAGGACAGCUUACUCGAAUCACUAAGAUGGAUUGUUGAAUUCCUUGAUAUUUGCCCUGAAGAAGUCCUUCCAUUUGCCCCAAAGAUAUUGGCUCAUCUGCUUCCAGCCAUGGCCAGUGGGGUGGAAACGAUUCGACAAGCCGCCGCCCGUGUUAACACAUCCUUAAUGGCUUACGUUGUAUCACUAUCAGACGAAGGUACUGCUUCAGAAAUUCCGUCUUCGGCAGCUUCUAGAUUUCUCGCCAUGAAAGAGUCUACUCCCAACGAACGAAGAGAUUCUUCCGCCACAAAUCGUGGCUCCUUGUCAGGGUCUCGUGAGCUUGAUAAACGAGAGAUAGAAGUACAAACUCCCCCACCUCCAUCGACCAAAGCACAAACACCCACACCGCCAUACCAGACACACGUAGAUCUAGAUUAUGCAGCAGCGGUUAGUUCGCUCACGUUGCUGUUUCUAAACGAUCACGAAGUAACCCGAGUUGAAGCUCUCAACUGGCUACUUAUGCUACACAGGAAAGCACCUAAGAAACUACUUGCGUUUAAUGAUGGCAUAUUCCCUGCUCUUCUCAAAACACUCUCUGAUCCAUCGGAAGCCGUAGUUACCAAGGAUCUUCAACUACUUUCCCAAAUAUCGAGGAAUAGCGAUGAUGACUACUUUACUUCUUUCAUGGUAAAUCUACUUCAGCUAUUUUCUACUGACCGGAAGCUCCUCGAAACUCGAGGAAACUUAAUCAUUCGGCAAUUGUGCAUUAACCUGAGUGCAGAACGAAUUUACCGAACUCUUGCAGAUUGCAUAGAAAAGGAAGAAGAUGUUGAAUUUGCAAGCAUUAUGGUACAGAACCUCAACAAUAACCUCAUCACUGCGCCGGAAUUAGCAGAUCUUAGAAAGAGACUCCGUAAUAUUGAGAACAAGGACGGUCAAGCUUUCUUCGUCGCUCUCUUCAGAUCUUGGUGCUACAAUGCUGUAGCCACCUUCUCACUGUGUCUUUUAGGGCAAGCUUACGAGCAAGCUUAUAAUCUUCUCCAGAUAUUUGCCGAACUUGAAAUGACAGUUAACAUGCUUAUUCAGAUAGAUAAGCUGGUGCAAUUAUUAGAAUCUCCAGUAUUUACAUAUCUCCGCCUCCAAUUACUUGAGCCCGAAAAAUAUCCUCAUCUAUACAAAUGUCUUUACGGCCUUCUUAUGCUGCUUCCCCAAUCAUCGGCCUUUGCAGCAUUGAAGAACAGAUUAAAUAGUGUUAGUGCGAUAGGUUAUCUGCACAUAGCACCUCGAGCGUACGUACCACCUUUAUCUCGUAAUAACAGUGUAGUGGACGCGAUUUCUACCUUUGCAUUCCAUCAACGUCAGAAGAGUGGCACAGAAACUCAUGGUUCUUCUCCUUCAUUUAGCGUUCAGACCACUGCGGGACCGUCAAACUAUGAUAGGAGUAGCAGAUUGAAAGGCAGGGAGGAAAGCGGUAUCAGGUGGGGAGAAUUACUCGAGAAGUUCAGAAGUGUACAAGAGAGGGCGAGGAGGGCGAGGAGACCCGGUGGCGAUAUUGAUGAUGGAUUAGGCGGAUUUGAGUCAAGGAUGGAGAGCGUAGAUGGUAGAGGUUUCAAGGAUCUAGCGAGAUUAUCGGGUCCGCCACCAACAUCUAAGGAGACGACAAGUACGGUACCCUCUGGGCCACAACAUACGAAAUCGAGAAGUAGCUUGGGGAAGUUUGGGAGAUUGGGAGGGGCGGUCGCGGGAGGUAGACCAAAGCGAUGA
Messenger RNA from Sclerotinia borealis F-4128, 2706 nucleotides. The record is from the annotation of a GenBank genome assembly. Lineage: Eukaryota; Fungi; Ascomycota; Leotiomycetes; Helotiales; Sclerotiniaceae.